AAUCACAAUACAAGCCUCCCACAGGCUUCUUCUUCUGUCUCCACCGCCUCUCAAAAAACAAACUAAAAUCCCCCUCUGGGAUUUCGAAACUGUUACUAGUAAGCCGUCAGCCAAUGGAUCAAGACUUUGAUCGGGUGAAGGGACCGUGGAGUCCCGAGGAGGAUGAGUUGUUGCGCAAGCUGGUGCUUCGGCACGGUCCUAGAAACUGGUCAUUGAUUUCGAAGUCGAUCCCUGGUCGAUCAGGGAAGUCAUGCAGGCUCCGUUGGUGCAACCAGCUGUCACCCGAAGUCGAGCACCGCGCCUUCACGCCGGAGGAAGACGAGACCAUCGUGAGAGCCCACGCCAGGUACGGCAACAAAUGGGCUACCAUCGCCAGGCUCCUUAACGGCCGUACGGACAACGCCGUUAAAAACCAUUGGAACUCAACCUUAAAGCGAAAACUCUCAAUGGAAGAUGGAGAUUCUCUGCAGGAAACGGGGAAAAGGUCGGCCAAAUCCCAGAGAUCAGCGAGUAGUAAUAACAUGGGGAGUCCCUCGGGUUCUGACGUCAGCGAUUUAGGAUUGAACGUCGCUGAGUCGGAACGCUCUGGCGUUUCAACUGAGCUUACUCUUGGACGUUCUUCGAACGAGUCCAGCGAGUUGAAUAACGACAACUCAUCCUCGGAGAAAGUGUUAUUAGCUCAAAAGCAUGAGAUGGGGACAAAGACCGCGACGGUUGACCCGAACCUUAUGGCUGCGAUGCAAGAGAUGAUAAGGAAAGAAGUGAGAGAUUGCAUGGCAGAGUUUGGUUUCCAGAGUGAAGGUGUGAGGAAUGCUGGGUUUAAGAGAAUUGGGAUUAGAAGGAUUGAUUGAGGGGAUAAUCUGGGAUUAGUGAUCAUUAGAAGAUUGUUAAGAUGGAGACAUGAGAGAUCUAGACGCGUAGGAUUUGAUGAAGGUAUGGAAGACUACCAGAAAGAAAGAACGAAAGAAAAACAAAAUUCCUUUUGUUUUUACAGUACAAUAAUUUUGAGCAUGUACAGAGACAACGGGAGAACCAAAAAAAAAAAGGGAAAAUUAUGAACUUUCAUUAAUUUUGUCAGAUGAAUUAGCUUGAACUUUGAUUACCAGCCAACAAAGACAACAAAAUUAUACAGUGUACCAGCCAACAAAGAAAACAAAAUUAUUCAGUGGAAAUUCUAUACAGUUUUAUUGUUCGUUUUUCAAA
This is a messenger RNA of Theobroma cacao (cacao), 1203 nucleotides long. Lineage: Eukaryota; Viridiplantae; Streptophyta; Magnoliopsida; Malvales; Malvaceae. The record is from RefSeq and is a predicted model, not a curated record.